This is a messenger RNA of Camellia sinensis, 3108 nucleotides long. It is a transcript of the gene SKB1, whose product is annotated as SHK1 binding protein 1. NCBI's taxonomy places the organism in Eukaryota, Viridiplantae, Streptophyta, Magnoliopsida, Ericales, Theaceae. Gene Ontology annotation, biological process: regulation of DNA-templated transcription; peptidyl-arginine N-methylation. The record is from RefSeq and is a predicted model, not a curated record. Gene Ontology annotation, cellular component: cytosol; nucleus.
UUUUGAAAAAAAAUCAAACCAAACAAAUUUUCGUAUUUUUUAUCUCAAAACAUGUUUCUCAAAUACAAACCAAACAAAGUCAAUAUCACUAAAUCAAAAACAAUACAUUCAUGGGCAAAACUGUCCACUCCCAAAUAAUGGGACCUUUGGGUGUACAAAACUAAAUAUGGGACUGAUUAGAUUACAAUUCCACAUUUUAGGAUUUAUGGGUCAAUUCCCCUUUAUUUUAUGUCUAAAAUAAUUUUUAGAAUUUUUAUUUAUUAUUUAUUUGUUAUUUUUUUAAUAAAAUUUGUUAUUCCUUAACUUUUUUAAACUUAUCUUCAUAUAAUAAAUAAAUUUAAAAAUAACUAUUUAAUGUAUCCCUGUACCCGUAUCCUAAUUUGGAUCCAUAUCCAUGUGUCCUUAAUUUUUAAUUUUGAAGUGUCUGACCCUUAGAUACAUACCCACACCCGAUACCCGCAUCCGAGUCCGUGUAAUGUUGAUCAUUACUUUUUCUCUUUGAUUGAAAUUAUGCUUUUCUUUUUCAAAGUCAACUAAAAAUUACAAGAUUAUGAGAGUACAUCUGGAAUUUAUGUUCAUACUGUAGUCUUGUAGUAGGUAUUUAUUUAAUUAUUAUUAUGAUAAUAUUUUUGUAAUGUUCCAUUUAACUUAUGUGAAGUUUUGAUAUAUAUUUUUUACUUUGCCAUCACUUUUUCUAUUUGAUUGAAAUUAUGCUCAUUCAUGUGUGCAUUUUCUCUUUGAGUUCUGGUGGCUAAUUAGCCAAUCACACUUCAGUUGAAUAACUGUCGUUAUGUGUGAGUGGUCAGUAAGCCCACCUAUAGCAUGGUGUCAGCUGCCUUGUAAAGUGAAGGGAAGUUUUGUUUCUCUCAUAGGUUAUUGACUACAUCUCUAAAUCUAUAAAAGCCAUAUGAAGAUCUCUUUUCUUCUCUCCGUACUACUCUCCCAAUGUUGUUGAAUUUGUUGACCGAAAUGAUGGAUCCGUCUUAUCGGCCUAGCUUAAUGGUUGCUGGUAAUAAUGGAGCUGGCGUUCCACCAUUUGCUGGGUCAGACUUGGUUUUGAGCCCUUCACAAUGGAGUAGUCAUGUUGUUGGAAAAAUUAGCUCAUGGAUUGACCUGGAUUCGGAAGAUGAGAUACUCAGAAAGGAUUCUGAAAUUGCUCUCAAGGAAGAAAUAGCUUGGGCAUGUCAUCUCUCUUUACAGGCUUGUCUUCUUCCUACUCCUAAAGGAGCAUCCUGUGCUAAUUAUGCUAGGUGUGUGAAUCAGAUUCUACAGAAUCUGACCAACAUGCAGUUGUGGCUUAGGAUUCCAUUGGAGAAGUCUGAUAAUGAUGCUAUGAAUGGGAACUCUGAUCAUCUGAGUGGAGGACAGGUCGAUUCUUGGGAAACAUGGAAUUCCUUCCGUCUUCUAUGUGAACAUCACAGUCAGUUGUCCAUUGCCCUUGAUGUUUUGAGUUCACUGCCUUCAUCAAAUUCAAUUGGAAGAUGGUUUGGGGAAUCUGUUAGAGCAGCCAUAAUUCAUACCAGUUCUUUUCUAACAAAUGCUCGGGGAUAUCCGUGUCUGUCAAAGCGUCACCAAAAGCUGUUGUCUGUGUUUUUUAACCAUUCAAUACAGGCAGUAGUUUCUGGGAAACCAGAGCACAGCCUUCCCACAGGAAGUUCAGAGUUGGCUGUAAAUCACAUUGACGGUCUUCAGAGACAUCCCUUACGGCCAUAUUUAGACUAUGUUGCUUAUCUAUAUCAAAGGAUGGAUCCUCUUCCUGAACAAGAACGUUUUGAGCUUGGUUACAGGGAUUUCUUACAGUCGCCCUUGCAACCUCUCAUGGAUAAUUUAGAGGCCCAAACAUACGAAACAUUUGAGAAGGAUAGUGCCAAAUAUAUCCAGUAUCAAAGAGCAGUCUCCAAAGCUUUGAUGGACAGGGUCCCAGAUGAAGAAGCAUCUAUGAUAACCACUGUACUGAUGGUUGUGGGAGCUGGACGUGGACCUCUUGUUAGAGCAUCGUUGCAGGCAGCUGAAGAAACUGGACGGAAGUUGAGAGUUUAUGCAGUGGAGAAAAAUCCAAAUGCAGUUGUCACACUUCAUAGCCUGGUUAAACUAGAGGGUUGGGAGAAUAUGGUUACCAUAGUUUCUUGUGACAUGCGUUGCUGGGAUGCUCCUGAGAAAGCGGACAUUUUGGUUAGUGAAUUGCUGGGUUCUUUUGGUGACAAUGAGCUGUCACCUGAGUGUCUUGAUGGAGCUCAAAGAUUUUUGAAGCCAGAUGGAAUAUCAAUUCCAUCAUCGUAUACAAGUUUCAUUCAACCAGUGACAACAUCAAAACUGUAUAAUGAUGUUAAGUCACACAAAGAUCUUGUGCACUUUGAAACUGCUUAUGUUGUCAAACUGCACCGUGUUGCAAGGCUUGCACCCUCCCAGCCUGUCUUUACGUUUACUCAUCCAGAGUACUCAAUUACAAGAAGCAAUCAGCGGUAUAUGAAGCUUCAGUUUGAGAUGCCCAAUGACACUGGAUCAGCCUUGGUUCAUGGAUUUGCUGGCUAUUUUGAUGCAACACUUUACAAAGAUGUCCAUCUUGGUAUUGAGCCAUCAACAGCAACGCCAAACAUGUUCAGCUGGUUUCCAAUAUUUUUCCCGUUGAGGACUCCAGUGCAAGUACCACCCGGUUCUCCUUUAGAAUUUCACAUUUGGCGUUGUUGUGGUUCGACUAAGGUUUGGUACGAAUGGUGCGUGACUUCUCCCAGCUCAUCUCCUAUUCACAACAGCAAUGGUCGUUCGUAUUGGGUCGGCCUCUAAGAGUACUAUCUGUAUCCGUAGAAGAUAAAAGUGCGCGCAGAGAGAAGCCGCGCACGAGAAAGCCGCUUCAAGGUACGAUCUCUUGACUAUAGGUUGUUGCCUUAAUUUUAUUCUUAGAAGUGAGUGACAGCAGCCCUAAUAGCUGUUAUAGUAUAGUAUCCAAUGAGUUAGAUGGGGGAGAGGACGACUGCAGAUGCCUGAGCUUGACUCCCCAAGAGGGAUCCAAAUGUACAAUUUUCAGAAUGAUUUUUUUGUUUGUUUGUUUGUAUAAACGUACAGUUGUCUCCCAUAAAAUUUAUGAAUAUUUCCAAAAACAACAAUGAU